AUCACAGGCAUUCACCACCAGCCCCUGCUUUCCUGCUCUAAACAUUGGAAUUUAACAUCUUCCAGCACAGGUCAUAAGUUACUUAUUUUCCAUAUUUCAUGUUCAUUUUGUCUUCUUCACGUGCCUCUCCCACUAGAAAAUAAGUUUUCUCAGGAAGGCAAAAACUUUCAAUUCACUGCUAUAUUCCAAAUGUCUAAAAUAAUGCCACACACAGAGUAAGUGCUCAAUAAAUAUCUGUUAAUGGAACAAAUGCUAAAACGGUGAGGCUAGUGCCCGCCUUUGCUCUCCAGGUGUGUCAGGCCCAGCUUCCUGGCUUGUUACCUGGUUUCUCUGCAAACAAACGGUGGAGCAGCCAGCCUGCAGGCUUUCGGACUCACCCAGGCUGGAGCUGUGGCAGGAGGCGGCAGUGCUCAGCCUGGGCUUGGCCACUGCUCAUGACCAUGGCCUUUAGGGGGCCUGAGCCCUGGCUCCCUUCGUCCCUGCUCAGCCAGAGGCUGAAGGCCGAGGAGAAGACCCUGGAUCUGGAGUUUGAGGUCCUGAGUGUGGCGUUCAACGAGGAGGGCAGAUACACUCUGCGGCUGUCUGCUGAGAACCCCCUGCAGACAGGCUCUGGGACAGGGGUGCAGUUGCGGGUGAACAAUGGGGACCCCCUCCUGGCCUGCUCUGCUGUCACAGAUGUCAUUGAGCAGCGGGAUCCUGGGCAGAGCCUCACCCUCACCAGGAACAAGUUCGUCUUUACUUUACCCAAAGGCUUCUGCAAGAAUGACGGGCAGCAUGAUGCCCAGCUGCGUGUGGAGGCCCUGCGGCUGAGCGGAGCAGCAGGCCAGCUGUGUGUGGGUCAGGCCAUCUUCCCCAUCUACCCACGGCCUGAACAGCCCCCCAUGAACCUCGAGGCGCAUGAGCACGAGGACCUGUACAGCUACAACGGCAGGCUGGCUCUGCUCCGGGCUGGCCCAGACCCCACGGCCCGCCACUGUGGGGGCCUGGCCUACAAGGUGGCCUUCCAUGUGCACCGGGGCCUGAGAUCCCCCCAGCUGCAGCAGAUUCCCAAGGAGGCUCUGAGUGAGCACAGUACAGAGGUCUCCGUUGGGUGCCUGCCCUCAAGCCCAUCCAGCCCCCAUGGUGACCAGCAGGGGCUCAGCCCAGAACCGGCACCCCUGCAGCCGCAGGUCACUGAGGGCCCGGCCCCGAAUGUCCCCCAGAGCACACCGCCUGACAUCAGCCACCUGUCUCCCUCCAAUAAGGAGACCAUUGAGGUCACUCUGCAUGGGGCUACCAACCUCCCUGCGUGCUCGGAUGGCUCGGAGCCAUGUCCCUAUGUGGUGGUGAAAACCACAUCUGAGGAAGACAACAAGCAGAGCUCCAGGGCAGUCACUUCUGUGACCUCAGAACCCACGCGAAACCCCAUCUGGGGAGACUCAGUGCAAAUGCAGAUUCCCGAAGAGGAGGCAGGGCAAGAAGAUGUGGUCCUCAAGGUGGUGGACAACAAAAAGAAAGAGGAGCUCUUGUCUUAUGGGAUCCCCAUCAAGUACUUGCGUGUCUUCCACCCCUACCACUUUGAGCUGGGGAAGACUGAGGACUCCAACAAAGCCACUGCCAAGACCCAGCUAUACGUGACCAUCAUUCGGAAAGGCAGCUUCAUCCCUCGCUACAUCGGCUGUGACCACACAGCUCUGGAGGUCUUUCUCAGGGGAGUCAAUGAGCCUCUGGUCAACAACUCCAACCCCAUGGUGGUGAUUGCCCGGGUGGUUCCCAGCCUCAGGGAGUUUAAGGGCACCCAGGCAAGCCGGGACCCGGCCUCCAGGAGGCUGCCCAUCACUCCACUCUCCUUCCCCAUCUCAUCAGUGUUGAACUUCGACGUGCCCCAGGUCAGGCAGGAUGGGUGCCCACAGCUGUCCAAACCUGGGGGGCCCCCAGAGCUGCCAAUGUGGAACCAGUCUUUCCUCUUCCAAGGCCGAGAUGGUGCCACCAACUUCUCAGAGGACACAGCCCUGGUGCUGGAGUACUACCCCGCCACUUCAGCACAGGGCAGUGCACCGUGGACCCUCAGCCAGCCCCUGGGCAUCUCCGUGCUGCCGCUGAAGAGCCGUCUAUACCGCAAGAUGCUCACAGGGAAAGGCUUGAAUGGGCUGCACGUUGAGCAGCUUCCCAUCACCGACACCACCCUGAAAACCAUCAAUGGAGAGGCGCCCACAGUGGACCUCUCCUUCCAGCUGUUCUCCUCCGAGAGGCCAGAAAACUUCUUGACACCCAACAACAGCAAGACUCUACCCACCCUGGACCCCAAGAUCCUAGAUGAGAAGCUGGGUACCAUCCGUGAGUCCUGGUCCAGGGCCACCAUGAGCUCAAUGGACUCCAGCACGUCCACCUCUCAGGAAGCAGAGGAGGAGCCUCAGAUGCCAGAGACCACGUCACAUGACAUGGAAAUGAAUAACUACCAGCGGGCCAUGCAGAGGAUGGCAGAGGAUAUCCUGUCACUGCGGAAACAGGCCAGCCUCUUGCAGGGGGAGAACCAGGUGCUAAGAAGCCGCCUGGUCCAGCAGGAGGUGGAAGAGAACAAGGCUGUUGAGACCCAGGACCUGGCAACAUCCAUGAGUCAGCAGCUGCUGCUAAGUGAGCUGGAUGUGAAGAAACUGAGGGACAAGGUGCAGCACCUGCAGAAUGAGCUGAUUCGGAAGAAUGACCAAGAAAAGGAGCUGCUGGUACAGUAUCAGGCACAGCAGCCUAAGGCCACCCUGCUGAGGCGGUACCAGGACAAGCUGCAGAAAAUGAAGGCGCUGGAGGACACCGUGCGACAGCAGGAGAAGGUGAUAGAGAGGAUGGAGCAGGUGCUGGGGGGGCGGCUGCUGCUGCGGGAGAGGAAGGAGCCCAUGCUGCCCAGCAAGCCACUGGGGAAGCCGCAGUCAGCCUUCCCUGUGCCCUCAGCCUCUGGCCUCCAGCUGGGUUCCGCAGGAGAGACAUCUGUUGACCUUUACUCGGCCCUACUGGCAGAAAACUCAAGGCUGCGGGCUGAGCUGGAAAAGAACCGCCACCUAUCAGCUCCGAUCAUCCUGCAGCAGCAGCCCCUUCCGGUGGACCCCAGGGAGUUGGGAGCAGGUGGAGACUUGGCAGAGAGCAUGCGAAAGACAGAUGGCCCCGGCCACUCCAAGUGCACUGAGACCCUGCCUGCACAGGACCUUGCAGCUUCCCGAGUUCCUGGGGUCGCUGCCCCAGCUGGGACCAAACAUGAGCUUCUGCUCUGCCCACAGGAUCUCCUUGCCAGUAUUACAGACAAGUUUAACCUCAUGGCCAAGCUGGAGCAGGCUCAGAGCCGGAUCUUGUCCCUGGAAAGCCAGCGAGCAGGCCCAGAUCCUGAUGGGCCCUGGGACCCAUGGAUCUUCCCACUACUCCUGUCCAUGUCUGCAGUUAGAGGACUCAGCCCGACGCUGGGGCCGAGAGAAGCAGAACUUGGCCACACGGCUGCAGGAGCAAGAACAUGGCUUUGCGCGGCCCCCAAACCUCAUCACAGACCAGCCUGUGAGUGACCCUGCUGCUGGAAUCCAGAUGAAUGCCUCGACCCAUGCCAAGGACCUCAUGCGGCCCUCAAAGCAGGAAGUUUUGCUGCCCGACUCAGACUCCAAGCCCAGCCGGCCCUCAGACACCCAGGCAGAGACCUUCAGCUCCCAGCACAUGUGAGCCCCACGCAGGCCUCCUCCUUCCCUGGGCACUGGGCAGUCUGAGCCUACCCCCUAAAG
Messenger RNA from Heterocephalus glaber (naked mole-rat), 3734 nucleotides. The record is from RefSeq and is a predicted model, not a curated record. NCBI's taxonomy places the organism in Eukaryota, Metazoa, Chordata, Mammalia, Rodentia, Bathyergidae.